GCCGCUCUUCCUGGGUUUGGGGUCGUUUCUCGGAGUUACGUGUGAUUUUUGACAUUCAACCCUCCUCUACCAGCAAUAGGCUGCAUGAGUUGGGGGCGGGCUUCCGCAAUCCUGUUCGGCGCAGGGGCCGCUCUGCUUCUGUCGCUUCUUUGGAUGCCGGCGCUGCUGCCUGUGGCCUCUCGCCUUCUCUUGCUACCCCGAGCUCUGCUGACCAUGGCUUCCGGAAGCCCCCCGUCCCAGCCCUCGCCGGCCUCGAGCUCAGGCUAUGUUCCCGGCUCAGUCUCUGCAGCCUUUGUCACCUGCCCCAACGAGAGGGUCGCCAAGGAGAUCGCCAGGGCUGUGGUGGAGAAGCGCCUGGCAGCCUGCGUUAACCUCAUCCCUCAGAUUACAUCCAUCUAUGAAUGGAAAGGAGAGCUUGAGGAGGACAAUGAAGUGCUGAUGAUGAUUAAAACCCGAAGUUCCUUGGUUCCAGCUUUGACAGAUUAUGUCGUGAGACCGACGGGUAGUGAGGCGGGUUCCGUGCACCCUUACGAAGUGGCCGAGGUGAUCGCAUUGCCUGUGGAGCAGGGGAACUCCCCAUAUUUGCAUUGGGUGCACCAGGUUACAGAGUCAGUUGCGGACUCCAGCACAGUCCUACCAUGAUGAGCCCGGUUCCUGCCAUGUUCCCCUUGUAUAUUUCAAUGCCCUUUGACUUGCAGUGAUAACUGGGCCCCUAAUAAAUCCUGUCUGUGGUUCUCUCUG
This is a messenger RNA of Puma concolor (puma), 741 nucleotides long. The record is from RefSeq and is a predicted model, not a curated record. NCBI's taxonomy places the organism in Eukaryota, Metazoa, Chordata, Mammalia, Carnivora, Felidae.